This is a messenger RNA of Trichomonas vaginalis G3, 492 nucleotides long. RefSeq lists its product as uncharacterized. The coding region runs from base 1 to 492 and encodes 163 amino acids. NCBI's taxonomy places the organism in Eukaryota, Parabasalia, Trichomonadida, Trichomonadidae. The record is from RefSeq and is a predicted model, not a curated record. The transcript has a single exon.
AUGAAUUAUAUUAUAUUUGAUGAUCCAAAUGAUUCUAAUAAGAAUUUUCCAAAAAAACACCUUAUCUCUGUUUAUGCAACUGUUACAGUUCAAAAUAACUUUAAAUCAGUUGAACAAUUAUUACAUGCAGUUUCAGCUGAGACAGAUUAUAAGCUUCAAUAUUCUAUAAGCAAAGAAAUAACAAUUCUCAAAGACUACCAAAAUGAAUCAGAUUCUUCGGAAAUGUUAAAAAAUGCUUUAUUGUUCGAAUUAAAUGAGAAUAAAGAUGAAAAUGAAUUAGUUAACAGAAGUGUUUACUAUGUCAGUUACAAUGAAGACAUUCGAAACAUGAUCAUAGUUUAUCGACGCUGCGAUACUCAUAAUAUUCAAUUCACAUACCUUGAAGGAUCUUAUACUUUUUUGAAAGUUAAUUGGAAUAAUUAUGUUCUUUAUCAUGAACUCCCAUAUAAAAAAAAACCAUUAGAAAAUGUUAAGAGUCAUCCCAUUAUUUAA